UAUAUAUAGUUUCUCUUUCUACAGUACUCACAGCUCACAUACCAUAACUCUCCAUCUCUCUAGGAUAUGUAUUACGUACAGAGAAGAAGACUGAAGAAAACCCAUCCAGAAAAGGAAGGAAAACUAUUUGAAGAAGGAGAUUUUUGUUAAAGCAAUCAUGUUUAGCUUUAGAUGCCAGGCUGUAACAUGGAGUUUACUGAGUGCUUACAUUUUUUUUUGGGCAAGUUGACUAAUUUUGAAAUAUAUGAAUAAUGCUGGGUUGGUUUGUGAAUUGUGAUCUCAGUGAAGAAAUCAGAAUCGGCAAUCGGUUUAUUGACGGAUGCAAAGGUGUUAAUGCGGUGUAUUUGGUUGGAGUUGGUGGAUUUAGCAACUCGAAAAGACUUCCAUCUUUAUAAGGCGCACUUCUCAAAUUUCUUGUUUGGAGUUGGUUGAUUUUAGCAGCUUGAAAAGACUCUUAAUAAAUUGCUUUUGUCAAGUUCUUCAUGUCCAUUGCUUUUGGGUGCAAACUUGCUCAAAGUUCUCCAGAGAUUACGAGGGGUUUUGGUAUCCAGUUCUACCCGUGCUACAUUGAGCUACAGUCUACAGUUGGAGCUGCAGCUGCUACAUAGAAAAGCUGUGUGGUCGGAACUUGGAACUUCACUGGUUGGAUUUUAAUAUUGAGCUUGUUCAUGUCAAACGGGUUGCUUAGUGAUGUUGUAGUGCUAGUUUACUGCGAUCUCUGGGCUUGCUAACUAUCUAAAUCAAAUUAGGAGUCUGAAACUCUGACUAGAGAAUAUAGGCAGCCCAGCAUGCUUCAGCGAGUACUUUCUGCUUCUGUGCCAAUGCUGCUGAUUGCAGUUGGCUAUGUUGAUCCUGGGAAAUGGGCUGCAAUGGUUGAUGGAGGAGCCCGGUUUGGGUUUGAUUUGGUCAUGCUAGUACUCUUGUUCAAUUUUGCUGCCAUUCUGUGCCAGUAUCUGUCUGCUUGUAUAGCCUUGGUUACAGACCGAGAUCUUGCGCAGAUUUGCAGUGAAGAAUAUGACAAAGUUACAUGCAUAUUCCUAGGAAUUCAAGCUGAGGUUUCGAUGAUUGCUUUGGACCUCACAAUGGUUUUGGGGACUGCACAUGGGCUUAAUGUUGUGUUUGGAAUUGACCUGUUUAGCUGUGUUUUUCUGACUGCAACCGGUGCCAUUUUGUUUCCACUGCUUGCUUCUCUCUUUGACAAUGGCAGUGCAAAAUUCUUAUGUGUUGGCUGGGCAAGCUCUGUACUGCUCUCUUAUGUUUUUGGAGUGGUCAUAACUCAACCUGAAACUCCAUUCUCCAUUGGUGGUAUGCUGAAUAAGUUUAGUGGAGAGAGUGCAUUUGCAUUGAUGAGUCUUCUUGGAGCAAGUAUUAUGCCUCACAAUUUUUACCUCCAUUCUUCUAUUGUACAGCAAGGUAAGGAAUCAACAGAGCUUUCCAGGGGAGCUCUGUGUCAGGACCAUUUUUUUGCCAUUGUUUUCAUAUUCAGUGGCAUUUUCCUGGUCAACUAUGCCGCGAUGAAUUCAGCAGCCAAUGUGUCUUAUAGUACUGGCCUUUUGUUGCUGACAUUUCAGGACACAUUGUCAUUGCUCGAUCAGGUGUUCAGAAGCUCAGUAGCACCAUUCACCAUAAUGCUGGUUACAUUUAUUUCCAAUCAAGUUACACCACUAACUUGGGAUCUUGGUAGACAAGCAGUUGUGCAUGACUUAUUUGGAAUGGACAUCCCAGGCUGGCUUCAUCAUGUGACGAUCAGAGUUAUUUCCAUUGUCCCAGCCCUUUAUUGUGUAUGGAAUUCAGGAGCUGAAGGCCUAUAUCAGUUACUAAUAUUAACACAGGUUGUGGUAGCUCUUGUGCUUCCAUCUUCUGUCAUACCCCUGUUCAGAGUUGCUUCUUCCAGAUCAAUUAUGGGUAUUCACAAAAUUUCUCAGUUAAUGGAGUUCUUAUCUCUUGGCACAUUUAUUGGCUUACUUGGCCUAAAGAUUAUAUUUGUCAUAGAGAUGAUAUUUGGAAAUAGUGAUUGGGUUAAUAAUUUAAAGUGGACUAUUGGGAGUAGUGUGUCUACUCCAUAUGUUUUUCUCCUCAUUGCAGCCUCUUUAUCUCUUUGUCUGAUGCUGUGGUUAGCAGUUACUCCACUGAAAUCUGCAAGUUCCAGGUUCGAUGCUCAGGCAUUUCUGCAAACGCCUAUGCCUGAGCCAUAUUUAGAGUGUAAUCAACUUGGUGCGAGUAAUACUAUGUUUGGUCUAGUAGAAGGGUCCUCCCAAAAGCAAGAAGGUGCAUUUCAUGUGGAUAAAUCCUUGGUAAGCCAUCCAGAUUUAUCAACUAAAGAUCUUGAUCAACUCUUGCCAGAAUCACUCUUGGAUUUUGAAAAGGUCCAUCAUUUGGCUACUAUUGAUGAGAGCAAAUCUGAAACAACAUUUUCAGCUCCUGCUGUCGGUCAUCCUGAGGUAUCUGUAUCAGCAGGAGCAAGUUCCGGUGUGAAAAGUGUUUGUAAUGAGGUGUCUGGUGUUGUAUCUGUGGAUACCAGUGUCUUCAAUACUGAAUCUGUGGAUGUCGUAGAGAAGACUCUCAGAAUUGAAGGGGACAUAGCAAAUGACAGGGAUGAUGGAGAUUCGUGGGAGGAGCCUGAAGAGGCAAUCAAAGGAGUAUCUGAGAACACUCAAUCUUUUAUUUCUGAUGGUCCGGGGUCAUACAAAAGUCUAAGUGGAAAACUAGAGGACAUGGGGAGUGGUACGGGAAGUCUAUCAAGAUUAGCAGGUCUUGGUCGCGCAGCUAGGAGGCAGUUAACAGAAGCUCUAAAUGAGUUUUGGGGGCAGCUUUUUGAUUACCAUGGCAUGGCCACAGCAGAAGCAAAGUCCAAGAAACUGGAUAUAAUACUUGGUCUGGAUUCAAAGAUGAGUCCAAAACCUGCCCCUGCAUCAUUAAAAGUGGAAAGCAGUGCGUAUAUUCCAUCGGGGAGUGCAAGGAUACCAGAGUCUCUGAUCAACUCGAAUAUGUACUCUCCCAAGCAGCAAUUUGCGUCAAGCAUUGUGGACUCUGCUUAUAGAGUCCCAAAGGAGCCUUCUUCGACAUCUUCUAUGUGGUCUAACCAUAUGAAAUUAGUAGGUGCGUACGUGCAAAGUUCCAACAGCAACAUACUUGACCCAGGGGAGAGGCGCUAUUCUAGUAUGCGGAUUCCAGCGACUUCUGCUGGCUAUGAUCAGCAGCCUGCCACUGUGCAUGGAUAUCAAAUUACUGCUUACCUUAAUCAACUUGCGAAAGAAAGAGGAUCUGAUUAUUUAAAUGGGCAACUGGAGUCACCAUCUCCUCGUUCUGUAUCAUCACUGACGUCAAACUAUGCCGAACCAUUGGCUCGUGCUUCGGGGCAAAAACCCCAGAGUGGAGUCAGUAGUCGAGCACCACCUGGUUUUGGAAAUGUCCCUGUAGCCCGAAAUAAUUCCAUGCAGCCCAAUAACACCUCUAUCGACCUUAGCUCUACUGAAACUGCUGAAAGCGUGGCUGGCUCAGCCAACUCUAAGAAGUACUACAGCUUGCCUGAUAUCUCAGGGCGCUAUGUUCCUCGCCAAGAUUCUUUAGUCUCAGAUGGGAGAGCUCAAUGGUACAAUUCCAUGGGAUUCGAACAAUCUGGUGGUCGAUCUACGUACGAACAAGCCUAUAUGAGUGGUUCACUUAGGGCAGGUGGUCCUCAGAGGUAUGAACAUUCUCCUAAAGUCUGCAGAGAUGCGUUCUCCUUGCAGUACAGCUCCAAUUCAGGGACUGGAUCCUUGUGGUCUAGACAGCCUUUUGAGCAAUUUGGUGUAGCUGGUAAGCCAGAUGUUGGUAGCGGUGAUCAUGGAACUGUGCAGAGUUCAUCUGCUCAGGAGAGUACAUCUACGGUUGACUUGGAAGCUAAGCUGCUUCAGUCUUUCAGAAGUUGUAUUGUGAAACUUCUGAAACUGGAAGGAUCUGAGUGGUUAUUUAGGCAAGAUGAUGGGGCUGAUGAGGAUCUUAUAGGUCGGAUUGCUGCAAGAGAGAAAUUUCUCUAUGAAGCUGAAACUAGGGAGAUAAGUAGGUUGACCAACAUUGGUGAAUCACACUUCUCUUCCAACAGGAAACCUGGUUCUGCCCCAAAACCUGAAGAGAUGGAUUACACCAAGUUCUUGGUGAUGUCAGUUCCUCACUGUGGAGAAGGUUGUGUUUGGAAAGUAGAUCUGAUUGUAAGCUUCGGUGUGUGGUGCAUUCACAGAAUUCUUGAGCUUUCACUUAUGGAAAGUAGGCCAGAGUUGUGGGGCAAAUAUACCUAUGUUCUCAACCGUCUUCAGGGCAUAGUAGAUCUGGCAUUUUCGAAGCCCCGUUCUCCUACGAGCCAUUGUUUUUGUCUUCAAAUUCCGGUUGGCCGCCAGCAAAAGGCAAGCCCCCCUCCAAUUUCAAAUGGAAACUUGCCGCCACAAGCAAAACAGGGCCGAGGAAAAUGCACGACUGCAGCAAUGCUCUUAGAGAUGAUCAAAGACGUGGAGACGGCAAUUUCCUGUCGAAAGGGACGAACGGGCACUGCAGCAGGGGAUGUAGCCUUUCCUAAAGGAAAAGAGAACCUGGCAUCCGUCCUCAAGCGCUAUAAACGUCGACUAUCCAAUAAGCCAGUAGGAAACCAGGAGGUGGGUGGAGUUGCUGGACCACGCAAAGUAACGCUGUCGGCCUCGUCACCCCCGUUCGUCUUGUAAUGCUCCUUUCUCAGUUCAUAGCAAUUGACUGGUGAGAUCACCAUUGUUAGACUUGUUCUUAGUUUCUGUGAAUUAUCCCCCCUUCCUCAACUACCUCCCUGUAUCUCAUGUGUAUUUGAAUCUUUGCAGCUUAUUCACCCCACCCCUUGUACCUCAAUCUGUAUACAUAGGAUAAAAUGUUGUAACGAGGUUAAUGUAAAACUGCAAUGGUGAAAUGAAACGGGCUAAAAGGCAGGAAAAGAUGUUAUUACAAGAUAUGUA
Solanum tuberosum (potato) is the source of this 4955-nucleotide messenger RNA. RefSeq names its product ethylene-insensitive protein 2. Bases 789 to 4694 code for a protein of 1301 amino acids. Gene Ontology annotation, biological process: manganese ion transport; iron ion transmembrane transport; ethylene-activated signaling pathway. Lineage: Eukaryota; Viridiplantae; Streptophyta; Magnoliopsida; Solanales; Solanaceae. The transcript is spliced from 10 exons. Gene Ontology annotation, molecular function: cadmium ion transmembrane transporter activity; manganese ion transmembrane transporter activity. The record is from RefSeq and is a predicted model, not a curated record. Gene Ontology annotation, cellular component: plasma membrane.